This is a messenger RNA of Etheostoma spectabile (orangethroat darter), 2508 nucleotides long. Its product is annotated as phospholipid transfer protein. Gene Ontology annotation, molecular function: ceramide transfer activity; lipid binding; phosphatidic acid transfer activity. Bases 39 to 1535 code for a protein of 498 amino acids. The record is from RefSeq and is a predicted model, not a curated record. Gene Ontology annotation, biological process: high-density lipoprotein particle remodeling; phospholipid transport; ceramide transport. The transcript is spliced from 15 exons. Lineage: Eukaryota; Metazoa; Chordata; Actinopteri; Perciformes; Percidae.
CUGAACAGAGACAGAAGAACAGAAAACUCCUCCUUCACAUGGUUAAUAUGUUCCGGCUCAGGAUGACUUCCUCUCUGUUCUCACUCUUCCUCCUUUCGAUGUCAUUCAUCAUGGCCGCCGCUCAACCCGCCGGCUGCAAAAUCCGCAUCACUGACAAAGGACUGGACAUGUGUAAUAAGUUCGAGACUCAGAGGUUUGUUGAAGAGGAGCUGAGCAACAUCAGCAUGCCGGAGAUGAUCGGGAAGGAAGGACGCUUCCAGUACACCAUCACAGAUGUGAAGAUAACGGAGCUGAACCUGACUCACGCCGACCUGCAGUUCGUGCCUGAAGUCGGGUUGUUGUUCGACGUUCAGAACUCCUCCAUCUCGCUGAGUUUCCACCGACGGAUCCUCUACUGGUUUUUUUACGACACGGGGAACAUCAACGCCUCGGCUGAAGGCGUCAACAUCAACACGGUUCUGAGUCUGAUCCGAGACGACGAAGGACGACUGAAGAUCAACAACAUCACGUGUGACGCCAAAAUCAACAAGAUGAGGGCCCGGUUCAGCGGGACGCUCGGGAAAGUUUACGACUUCAUUUCCAAAUUCCUGACGUCAGGCAUGCGCUUCCUCCUCAACCAGCAGAUCUGUCCGGCCCUGAACCACUCAGCUCUGGUUCAUGUGAACGCGAUGUUGGACACGAUCCCUGUGAGGACGGAGGUGGACCAGUUUAUUGGGAUAGACUAUUCUCUGAUUGAUGAUCCUGUAGUGACGUCCCGCAGCCUUGACAUGCACUUCAGGGGGAUGUUCUUCGACUUGUCUGAUCCCACCAACACGCUGGUGAACUACGCGGUGAACCCGGUGAUCCGAGAGUACGACCGGAUGGUCUACCUCGCUCUGUCCGAGUUCUUCUUCGACAGUGGAAUGUACGCGUACUACAGGGCGGGGGUCUUCCAGAUGGACAUCAUCAACGAGAAGAUGCCCAAAGACCUGGAGAUGUUGUUGAGAACCACGUACUUCGGGACCCUGUUCAUGCUGUACCCGGCUCUGGUGGACGCUCCGCUCUCGUUGCACAUCGCCGUCACGUCACCUCCCAAAACCACCAUCAAGACGUCUGGAGCAACCGUUGCCAUGACAGCCAGCGUCAAGGUGAUGGUGCUGCCUCCGGGUCAGUCUCCGAUCCAGCUCAGCAGCAUGACCAUGGAAUCAAAGUUCAACGCUAAAGUUUCUAUGAAGGGAAAACGUCUGGCUGUUCAUGCUGACCUCCGCAGGUUUAAAAUCUUCUCCAACCAAUCUGCUCUGGAAUCUCUUGCAUUGAUUCCUCUGCAGGCUCCUCUAAAGACGAUGCUGCAGAUGUCCGUGGUUCCUUUAAUCAACAACUGGACAAAAAAGGAGUUUCGGAUUCCCCUGGCUGAUGGGAUGGAUUUCAUUGAGGAGGUUGUUGAAUAUCACAACGGUUUCAUUGUGAUCGGAGCAAAUCUUCACUUCAGCAAAGGACUGAGAGAAAUGAUCACCGGAGGCAACAAUCAGACAGAGACAGACAGCAACACCGUCUAAAGAUUUACAUAUUCAACACACAACACACAACGUGAAUAUGAUUCACUGUGUGAACAGAUAUUACAACACAUAUGGAAUUACUUCAGCAAAGCACUGAGAGAAAUGAUCACUGGAAGAAAUCAGACAACACAGCCUCUAUUCAUGUAUGUGUACAUAUACAGUACAUUACAGAGUUUAUUGUCUCCACAGUACAUAGACACACAUAUAAAAACACUGCCUCUACACAGUAUGAAUAUAUGUAUGUGUGUAUACAUAUUGUACAUAACAUAGUACAUAGUAUGUAGAGACAACAGUAGAGAGUAGUAUGUAGAGACACAGUAGAGAGACAACAGUAGAGAGUAAUAUGUAGAGACACAGUAGAGAGACAACAGUAGAGAGUAGUAUGUAGAGACACAACAGUAGAGAGUAGUAUGGAGAGACGACAGUAGAGAGUAGUAUGUAGAGACAACAGUAGAGAGACAACAGUAGAGAGUUGUAUGGAGAGACAACAGUAGAGAGUAGUAUGUAGAGAGACGAUAGUAGACUGUACCGUGUAGAGGCAACGUUAGAGAAUACUAUGUAGAGACAACAGUAGAGAGACAACAGUAGAGAGUAGUAUGGAGAGACACAACAGUAGAGAGUAGUAUGUAGAGAAAACAGUAGAGAGUACUUUGUAGUGACAACAGUAGAGAGUACUAUAUAGACACAACAUUAGAGAGUACCAUGUAGAGAUUACCAUGUGGAGAGACAACAGCACAGUAUAUGUAUGUAUAUCUUUAUAUAUUUUCUCAACAGGUGACACAGCUCUGGACUAACCCUGAAGAACAAAUGACAUUCACAUCUUUGAUUGGGUUAAAGUUAAAUGAAUGAUUAAAUCUCUCUGUGGAGUUGUUAUUAUUAUUAUUGUUAUUAUUAUUGUUAUUAUUAUUAUCAUUAUUAUUAUUAUUAUAACUGAAUCUCCAGGCUCUAAUAAAUAAAAAAAUCAUAAAACAUU